Molecule: messenger RNA, 1583 nt
Organism: Cuscuta epithymum
Lineage: Eukaryota; Viridiplantae; Streptophyta; Magnoliopsida; Solanales; Convolvulaceae
Source: the annotation of a GenBank genome assembly
CCGAAAUCUUCCAAAAAAAAAAACAUAUAUUAAAAAAAUCAAGAGACACUCUCUGAAGAUGCUCUAAUAUUGUCGACAACAAAAACGGUAAAGCCGGAUUCUUUUCUUAAUUCCCUCCUUCCUUUCUCGGGACACGUUAGCCAUGGCUUCCGCCACCGCCACCACGGCGGAGAAGGCCAACCAGUCUUCCUUCAGUCGCGAAAAGUCAGUCACUCUCACCCUACUUGUCUCUAUUUCUUUAGUUUCUGUCGUUUGGUCUUUCACCGAUCACUCCCUGAGAUCAAAACUGACAGAACAUAUCUAUUCCAUUGACCGAUCCGCCGUAGACCGCAGCUCCGACCCACCGGAGAAGACCUUUUACGACGACCCAGAGCUCAAUUACACCAUCAAUAGACAUAGACCCAUCGUUGACUGGGACGGAAAGAGGUCCGAGUGGCUGAAGCUCCACCCCUCAUUCGCGGCCGGAGUAGAGAACCGUGUGCUCCUCCUCACCGGAUCAAAGCCCGGCCCCUGCAAGAACCCGGCCGGCGAUCACCUGCUCCUGAGGUGCUUCAAGAACAAGGUGGACUACUGCAGAAUCCACGGCCACGAUAUCUUCUACAACAACGCCUUCUUCCACCCGGAGAUGCGGUUUUAUUGGGCCAAGAUUCCUCUGGUCCGGGCGGCAAUGCUGGCCCACCCGGAAACAGAGUGGGUCCUCUGGAUGGACUCCGACGCCAUCUUCACCGACAUGGAUUUUAAGAUUCCUCUGGAGAGGUAUCGGAACCACAAUUUCGUCGUCCACGGUUGGCCGGCGGCGGUUGUGAGGAAGAGCUGGGUGGCGGUCAACGCCGGGAUUUUUCUGAUCAGGAAUUGCCAGUGGUCAAUGGGGUUUUUAGACGAAUGGGCGAAAAUGGGCCCACAAUCUCCCGAUUACGAAAAAUGGGGCGAGAUCCAACGGUCCACAUUGAAGGACAAGAUGUUCCCGGAAUCGGACGAUCAGUCGGGGCUGGUUUACCUCCUGCUGAAAGGAGGCAAGAAAUGGACGGACAAGAUUUACGUGGAGAACGAGUACUCUUUGCACGGCUACUGGGUCGAGAUCGUAGGGAGGCUGGACAACAUCACGGCGAGGUACGCGGAGAUCGAGAGGGGAGAGCCGUCGCUGCGGCGGAGGCACGCGGAGGCGGUCAGUGAGAGCUACGCGGCGGCGUGGGAGCCGCACGUGGCGGAAGGCGGGGAGCGGAAGGGCCGGUGGAGGCGGCCGUUCAUAACGCACUUCACGGGAUGUCAACCGUGUAGUGGGAACCACAACCUGGAGUACGGCGGCGACUCUUGCUGGGAAGGGAUGGAGAGAGCGUUGAAUUUUGGCGACAAUCAGGUCCUUCGGAAUUUCGGGUUUAUGCAUAGUGACCUUAAAACUUUGUCACCUCUCAUGCCUGAACCCUACGAUCAUCCUUCAUAGUUACAUGAAAUUAUAAGGUAUACCCGGAUGUACCUAUUAAAGUGCAGACAUCCAUUUGUAAUUGUUUUAAAGUACAGGCAUCCAUUUGUACGAUUGACAUUCUAUUUCAUCCGUUCCGCUGCAGACUCCUCCCAAGUCCCAC